This is a messenger RNA of Photinus pyralis (common eastern firefly), 871 nucleotides long. RefSeq lists its product as uncharacterized. The coding region runs from base 70 to 810 and encodes 246 amino acids. NCBI's taxonomy places the organism in Eukaryota, Metazoa, Arthropoda, Insecta, Coleoptera, Lampyridae. The record is from RefSeq and is a predicted model, not a curated record. The transcript is spliced from 5 exons.
CUAUUAAUGCCACUAUUUUAAAAUCAGUGGUUUAAUUUUGUAUUCACUCAUAAUCGGCAAUUUAGCAAAAUGUACCUGUUCAAAGUUGUUCUGUUAUCAGCCCUCUGCGUGGUCUAUUCAAAGAAUGUCCAACCAUUUUCGAUUGAUCCGAACGACCUCAAGGAAUUUUCCCCAAACCUGUAUCUUAAUGUUAAAUCAUUUUUCAAAACGAUCCAUAAAAAAGACCCUGAGGUACAAAGGCGAAGGCUAAAUUACUUUUUCGAUAACCAGUUUAGAUAUGUGAAGUAUUACGGUUAUUAUGCAGUCCCACUUCCCGACAUCGAAGUGAACUUUAAACAUAAAGUUGAGGAUACAAUUUUAGAUGGUCACGUUGCACUGACGAAAGGGGUGCUUAUUGGUUUAGAUUUUAAACGUCACAGUAAUGUAUCUUUGUCUUAUAAUUACCCGGUUGCGACCUUAGAGCUGAGCAUCGGAUAUGAAAAUCUUCAUUAUCUCUACCACUAUAAUACAAAUUACAUGAGUACCACUACACGUGGAGGUAUAAGAGGGAAAAUCUCAGACGUGUCGUACGACUUGAUUUUAGAUUUGGAUGUAGUCGAUUUGGAUAUAAUUAUUCAGAAAUUUGAACCGACCAACUACGGGGAGGUCACGAAUAGAGUUGAGGGUGAAGCGGCUAAAUCCAAGACACACUUACUUAGUAAUGUUACCGAGCCCAUUAUUGGAACUUAUAUACAGCCGAUUUUGACAGCGUACACCAAUAAUAUUACAACAACAUUAGUUGAUUGGUAUAAUAAAUACCUUUCCUCAUAAAUAGUUAAUUGCUGUUCCAUAUUACAAACUGCAAGGUCUGUAAUAAAAAUGUAAAACAUAA